AUGAAGCUUUUUGAGCUGCAAGUCGAGGUUCGUCGGCAGCAGGUUGCUUGGAAGUCGGUUUCGGCCAUUCUGAUCCCGUGAACCAGUGGAAUAAGGCAGCGCUUGAACAAAGAGCCGAUAUGUUUGAAAAUAUCUCCUCUCCACUACCAACGAAAUGCGGCAGGGCGCAGAGUGCUGCAGUUAUGAGACUAAUAUGGGGAGGAUCCGGUCUGCCACAAGAAAUCUUUUUCUGUUCUAAAAUUCCUCCAAGAAUUGCAAAGAGUCGAGGUGCGUUUGACUGAUCGUCCUUUAGGCAAGCGGCUCUCCUCAUUGGUUCAUUCUCCUCUAUCAGAGCAGCCAAUUGCAUGUCCAGACAAGGAGCUUUAA
Molecule: messenger RNA, 366 nt
Organism: Rodentolepis nana
Lineage: Eukaryota; Metazoa; Platyhelminthes; Cestoda; Cyclophyllidea; Hymenolepididae
Source: the annotation of a GenBank genome assembly